CCCCAGCUUCCCCGCGUCCCCCUCCUCCCCAUCAAACCAUCUUCUCUGCCACUUCCAUCUCACUACAAAUGGCUCCAGCUGGUGAAGCAACCAGCUCCAUGCGCAUCUGGGGUAACGCCCGCGGAGACGCACUCCGCAUGAUGAUCUCCAUCGCCGCUUCCUCCGCUUUCUUGCUUUUCGGAUACGACCAGGGUGUCUUCGCUGGUCUCAUCGGUGGUAACGCCUUCAAGGAGACUUUCCCCGCCUCGACCAAGACGCUCGGAACGAUCGUUGCCAUCUACGAAGUCGGAUGUUUCUUCGGUGCUGUUCUUACCUUCUUCGUCGGUGAGAAGUUGGGAAGGAGGUGGUCUAUUGUCGUUGGGUUGAUUAUCAUGUUGGUUGGUACUGUGUUGCAGGCUACUGCGUACGGUAUCCCGCACAUGAUCGUUGGACGUAUCGUGACUGGUAUCGGAAAUGGAAUGAACACCUCUACUGUUCCGAUGUACCAGGCUGAGACCUCGAAGGCUCAUUCCCGUGGACGUAUGGUGUCGAUCGAGGGAUGGUUCAUUACCGUCGGUAUCGUCAUUUCGUACUGGGUCACGUACGGUACCGCCGGUGUCCCCGAUGGUGCCAUUCAGUUCCGUCUUCCUAUUGUCUUGCAGGCUCUCUUCGCUAUUAUCACGCUUAUCCUCAUUUUCGGAUUGCCCGAAUCUCCGCGUUGGUUGAUGAACUGUGGUCGUGAGGUGGAGGCUCGUGAGGUUAUUGCUUUGUUGGAGGGCGUUCCCAUCGAGUCCGAGGAGUGCGAACGUCAGUUCAACGAUAUCAAGGUUUCCCUCUCUGCCGAGUCCCAGGGCGGCCCGAUCCAGUUCAAGGAGUACUUCCGUGGUGGUGAGCAGCAGACUUUCCGUCGUCUCUUGUUGGCGUACGGUAUUCAGAUGAUGCAGCAGCUUACCGGUAUCAACGCUGUUAUCUUCUACUCUGCUUACCUCCUCCAGAACACCCUCGGUUUGGACCGUGAGUUGUCUUUGAUUGUUGGUGGAUGUACUGGAUUGUGUUUCUUCGUCUUUACCUUCAUUCCUAUCAUCUUCAUCGACAAGUGGGGUCGUCGCAAGCCUCUUAUCUACGGAGCUGCUUUCCAGGCCGUCUGUAUGUGCAUGAUCGGUGUCCUUAUCGGUGUUGGUGGAAAGUCCGCUGGUACCGCCGCCAUCAUCUUCGUCUUCCUCUACAUUGCCUCUUACUCUGGUUUCGGCUGGGUCGCCUGUCCCUGGCUCUACCCCACCGAAAUCGUCGAGCUCCGUUUCCGUUCCAAGGGUACCGCUCUCGCCACCAUGUCCAACUGGUCCUGGAACUUCAUGGUCGUCGAGAUCACCCCCAUCGGUGCCGAGACUUUGGGCUACAAGUUCUUCUUCAUCUUCAUGGUUUUCAACGCGUGUUUCGUGCCGUUGAUUUACUUCUUCUACCCCGAGACCGCGGGUAAGAGUUUGGAGGAGUUGGACUUGUUGUUUGUUACGGAUCGUGAGGGAGCGUUUGCUGGAAGGUUCGGAAACCAGCAGGGGAGUGGAAGGUCGAGCGAUGACUUUGACAUGAAGAACAUGGGUGUUGAGAGGAUUGAGGCGGGUGAGAAGUCUUCUUCUGUUGUGUAAAGAGCGAGAGGGUUGUGCAUAGCAGUGUGAUUUUUCCA
Molecule: messenger RNA, 1660 nt
Organism: Saitoella complicata NRRL Y-17804
Lineage: Eukaryota; Fungi; Ascomycota; Saitoellomycetes; Saitoellales; Saitoellaceae
Product: general substrate transporter
Exons: 1
Coding region: 69-1622 (517 amino acids)
Biological process (GO): transmembrane transport; carbohydrate transport
Cellular component (GO): membrane
Molecular function (GO): carbohydrate:proton symporter activity
Source: RefSeq, a predicted model, not a curated record